Messenger RNA from Saccostrea cuccullata (small rock oyster), 3040 nucleotides. RefSeq lists its product as uncharacterized. Bases 20 to 2242 code for a protein of 740 amino acids. NCBI's taxonomy places the organism in Eukaryota, Metazoa, Mollusca, Bivalvia, Ostreida, Ostreidae. The transcript has 19 exons. Gene Ontology annotation, molecular function: N-acylsphingosine amidohydrolase activity. Gene Ontology annotation, biological process: ceramide catabolic process; sphingosine biosynthetic process; long-chain fatty acid biosynthetic process. Gene Ontology annotation, cellular component: extracellular region. The record is from RefSeq and is a predicted model, not a curated record.
AUGCAUCACAUGUUUGAAAAUGGCGGCUUCCGUUUGGAUCAGCGGGUCUGUUCUAUUGCUUUUGUUUUGUGUAACAUGCAAUGGACAGAACACAAAUUACAUUAUUGGUGCUGGAAUUGCAGACAUUACUGGUCCAGCGGCGGAGGUUGACAUGAUGGGAUAUGCCAAUCCUGGCCAGACAAGUAAAGGUAUUCAUCUCCGUCAAUACAGUCGAGCCUUCAUCAUUGCUGACUCAGCCAACAAAAGCAGGAUUGUGUUUGUUAGCACAGAUUCAUGUAUGCAGUCUCAAGGACUUAAACUAGAGAUCAUCAAACGGCUGAAGAGCAAGUAUGGAGGUUUAUACAAUGAGAGGAACGUGGCUAUCAGUGGAACCCACACCCACUCUGGUCCGGGGGGAUUCCACCAGUACCUCCUCUAUGACAUCACUUCCCUGGGAUUUGUCAAUGAAACUUUCCUGUCUCUGGCUGAAGGAAUUGUUGCUAGCAUUGAUAAGGCCCAUAACUCCAUGCGACCAGGAAAUCUGUACGUAAAUACUGGAGAGCUUCUGGACAGUAAUAUUAAUAGAAGUCCUACAGCCUACCUCAAUAAUCCUGCAGAAGAGAGAGCCAAGUACAGAUAUGAUGUGGACAAAAAUAUGACAGUCCUAAGAAUGGUAGAUGCUCAGAACAAAGGCAUUGGAAUGAUCAAUUGGUUUGCUGUUCACUGCACCAGUAUGAACAACACUAACCACCUGAUCAGCAGUGAUAACAAGGGGCUGGCAGCUCAAAUGUUUGAGGCCGACAUGAACAACGGAGCAUUCCCAGGAAAAGGUGAGUUUGUAUCAGCGUUUGCUCAAAGUAAUGAAGGUGAUGUGUCCCCAAACACAAAAGGACCCCACUGUCUGGACACAGGCAAGCCGUGUGAUGUCCCCACAAGUACCUGUAAUGGCAGGAAUGAGCUUUGUGUUUCCCCUGGCCCUGGUAAAGACAUGUUUGACAGCACCAGGAUUAUUGCCAGUAACCAGUACAAGAAAGCUAAGAUACUUUAUAAUGACCCCGCUGCUUUGAAGCUUGAGGGCCCUGUAGACUUCAGACAUACUUAUGUUGACAUGUCAAAUGUAAUGGUGCAGAUCAACCAAACAUCAAAGGUCAAGACCUGUAAGCCUGCCAUGGGUUUCAGUUUUGCUGCAGGAACCACAGACGGUCCAGGGGCCUUCAAUUUCACUCAGGGUGAUACAACAGAAAAUCCAUUCUGGGAUUUCAUUCGUGAUUUUCUGAAGAAACCCUCUCCAGAACAACUGGCAUGUCAGCACCCUAAACCCAUACUUCUGGACACAGGGGAGAUAAGUGUUCCUUAUGCCUGGUCCCCCUCUAUUGUUGACCUACAGAUCUUCAGGGUUGGACAGUUAGCUAUCAUCUCUGUACCAGCAGAAUUCAGUACUAUGUCAGGAAGAAGAACAAGGGACAGUAUAACAGCUACAUUGAAAGCAUCAGGUCUGCCUGCCAAUACAGUGUCUGUGAUUGCUGGUCUGACCAAUGACUAUGCUGACUAUGUCACAACAUAUGAAGAAUACCAGAUUCAGAGGUAUGAAGGAGCCUCAACCAUCUAUGGACCUCAUACACUGGAAGCAUUCAUACAGGAAUUCAAUAAACUCGCAGUAGCUCUUGCAAAGGGUACACCAGCACCUCCAGGCCCCACCCCUCCCAACCUGAUGGACAGACAGCUGUCUUUCCUCCCUCCACUUAUCUUUGACCAUGCUCCUUUUGGGAAUAGUUUUGGUGAUGUUGUCACUGAUGCCAAUCCACAGUAUAAACAGGGAGAUUCUGUGCAAGUAACAUUUAUAGGAGCCAAUCCAAGAAAUGAUGUGAAGUUGGAGGAUACAUUCUUGACUGUGGAAAUGCAGCAACCUGACAAAAGCUGGAAAGUUAUGUACACAGACAGCCAGUGGGAAACAAAAUUUGAAUGGAAGCACACCAGCCUGUUGCUUGGAGAGAGCCAGGUGACCAUUACUUGGGAUAUCCCUCAGAACCAGACCCCAGGAACCUACAGAAUUCAGUACUUUGGAGACUCCAAAAGCUUAGAUAGAAAAAUCACAAAGUUCACUGGGAAAUCAACCGAAUUCAAGGUCAUGACCCCCAAACAAUACAGGAAGCAUAAGUUUGAGGCACCUAAGAGGGUAAAUGAAGUAUUGAAAAAGAACUGGAACUCUCUAUUUAAACAUAAAUAUAGUCAAGAUAUGUUUAUUUCGAACAAAAAGCACUGAAAAUUGUUGUUUGUCAGGUUUAUUGAGAUCUUUGCAAUAUUGGUUUUUCAAUGAUAUUAUUUUGUAAAGCGGCUUUCACUUAAUUUACACAUAAAAAAUAUUUUGAUCUGGAAUCGACCUGAUAUGGUACAAACAAGUUAUCUAAUAUUCUUUAAAUGUCGGAUUUUCGGGUUUGAAUAUGAUCAAUUAUUAUAUGUAAGAUUACAUAAAUCUGAAUAAUCUUUCAUUAAUUUUUUUUCAUUUGUAAAUUAUUGUUGAUUUGUUAUGAAGUGUUGUAUAUCAGAAAUCCAUUUCUUGUGGUCUGUCUUUUAAACCAUUACCUGUUUAUAUGUGUUCUAAACAUUCUUAUAUUUCUAAAAAAUGCUAUUUUGAUUUUGUUAUGCAUUGCAGUAUAUUUCAAAUAAUUGUCAUCCAAAGUUUUCAUCUAUUCAUUAAAAGUUUACCAUGACAGUUUAAGAUUACGUAUAGAAUUUGACAUCAUGUAUAUUUUUAAAAUUAUUUUAUAAUCAUCUGUAAAAAGUUCAGUGAUACAUUUAUAACUGAACAUGAUUGAAAGCUUUUCAAAUGAUUUGAAAGGAAAUGUUACAUCAGAAAUAUACCGGUAUGUGUCAUUCUGUAAUGUUUGACUUGAAAUAUGUGUAUGACAGAUGUUUAAUAUGUCUCUUUGUUAUUUAAUUUACAUAAUGAAUGUGCCAAAUAAUGAAUUCCUUUUUGUACAUGUACAAUUUAAUUCUCUAUGUUAAUAUUUUCUAUGAUUCGUUAAUUUUCUUUCUGAUUGUCAUUAAAUGUGAAAAAGUU